Messenger RNA from Bursaphelenchus okinawaensis, 21615 nucleotides. The record is from the annotation of a GenBank genome assembly. Lineage: Eukaryota; Metazoa; Nematoda; Chromadorea; Rhabditida; Aphelenchoididae.
AUGUUGUUUGAUCAGGGGGUACGGGGAUGGACCUACGACAAAAAUCAACAGGGGGGACUCUUAGAAAUAUUAGAAUGUAGCAAACUUUGAACUACUGUAACUUUUUAGUAUAUAAUUGGACAGCUAAAAAUUUUAAUUUCUACUUUACUUUGCUCUUCCACAUGACAUAGGUCUCAGUUCUAAAUUCCCCUAUUUGCCUUUCCUUUGUAAGGCGGGGUAAUUCUGGGCAAAGUUGGAUGACAUAGGGUAGGUUAUUUUAAGAUGGUGCAAGGUAGGGGAUAAAGAAGGUUAUUGUAGAGUAGGAAGGGUAGAUCAGAUAGGGGUAGGUAGGGUAUGGUAUGGCAAAGUAAGGCAGGGUGGUUUAAAAACAAUUAAAAACAUUAUUUGAUGGGGUGAUUUUUUUAUUUUUUUUAGAAGAACGGGGGUUCAAGUAAAUUUUUUUAAAAUUUUUUGAAACACGAUUUUUGAAACAACAAUAAUUAAAAACAGAAUUUUAAAAAUUUUAAAUUUUUUCAAUAUUUAGGUGUUUUACCCUCACAGGUUAGAGGUACUUUUACCUCUAACUCUACCUCUACUGAUACCCCUACUUAUACUGUUUCUAAUAGUUCUAUCUUAUCAAAAAAAUUCAAAAAUAUAAAUUUUUUAACAUUAAUUUUGAAAAAAUUUCAAAAUUUAAAAAAAGUUGUUGAAUAUCGAUUUUUUUAAUAUUAUGAUGCAAAAAAAAUUUAAAAUUGAUUUUUUAAUAUAAAAUUAUCAUAACUUUUGAAAUUUCAGGACGGCCGUCCCCUUAAAUUCGAAUCAAACGACGAGCGUCAGUUCCUAAACAACAAUCAACAGCUCUACAUUGACUCGGCCAAUGUUGAUGAUGCUGGUGUCUAUACCUGUAUCGGUGAGAAUGAAGCUGGAAAGACGACCAAGAACAUUGUCAUUAACAUGCUGGAUGCUCCUGUAGUGAUAAGACCAUAUCAAGAAGUGGAGGCGAGGGAAAACGAAACUAUUUUGUUGACUUGCCCAGUCACCGAUCCAUCACAAUAUAAGUUGACUUGGCUGAAGGGUGGAGAUGCGGUUAGGAAUGGGCCGAAUAUUCAGGUGGGUAUAUGUUUAGACUGUCAUUUUGAAAGUGAAUUUAAAACUCGUUUAUAACGAAAAAAAUUUAAGUUUUGGAGCGAUUAGUUAUACAGGUUGUUCAAAUAAUCUUGUGCCCCUUUUUACAAAGCAAGUUUUUGGAGUUAGGGGCACAGAAUUAUUUGAACAAACUUUUUAUUUUAUAUGCAGGCUAUUCCUGUAUUUUUGAGUUUUUCUUAGGCCUACGAGUUUGAAAAAAAAAUUUUGAGUGUUUGCGGUAUCAUCGUAUAACAUGUCUCCCGCAGCCUGCAGAAUGCUUUUCCUGGAUUUUUGCUUAAAUUAGAGGGUCUUAGGGUUUUAUAAAAAAGUUCUUGCGGUUUUUAAUAAAAUGAAUGUUGUAAAGAAAGUUUUUGCGUUUUUUUUGAAAAAUGAGUUUUGUAAUCAAAGUUUUUGCGGUUUUUUGAAAAAUGAGUUUUGUAAAGAAAGUCCCUGCGGUUGUUUGAAAAUUGAGUUUUGUAAAGAAAGUUCUUGCAGUUUUUUGAAAAAUGAGUUUUGUAAAGAAAGUUCUUGCAGUUUAAAAGCUCUUGUUUUUAGAUAUCCGAAAACUCUCAAACCCUCCAAUUCAUCAACAUUUCACCACGCCAUGCUGGUAAAUACGUUUGUGAAGUUGUGAACGAUGCUGGAGAGAAUGAAGCCGUCUUCAAUUUGGACGUUCUGACCCAACCUCACAUUCAACAGCCGGCUGGCACAAUGAGAAACAAGGCCGUGAUCUUGCAUGAACAACUACAUCUUCAUUGUGAUGCUAAUGGAUUACCAAAGCCUGAGAUUACAUGGCUAUUUGAUGGUAGUAUCAUUCAAGGGAACAGCCUGUUGGUUCAGGAUACGGUGGCCGAAAUUGAUGGUAAGUGGGGUUAAAGAAGGAGAAGGCGAUGGUAGUAGGAGUACUAGAGGAGAAAGUGAUGGUAACAUUAGUAAUGUAGACGAAGGGGAUGGUGAUAAUGGUAGGGGUACUGUAGGUGAAGUUGUUGGUAGUAGGAGUACUGUAGGAGAAGUUGACGUUAAUAGGAUUACUAUAGGGUAAGGGGAUGGUAGUAGGGGUACUGUAGGCGAAAAAAAGUAGGUGUACAUUUGAAGAAGGUGAUGGUCGUAGAGGUACUGUACUUGAAGUUUGUGGCAGUUGGGGUACUGUAGGUAGAGGUGAAGGUAAUGGUCGUAGGGGUACUGUAGUGCAAGGUGAUGGUAUCAGAAUUACUGUAGUGAAAUGUGAUGGUAGUAUGGGUACUGUAGGGGAAGGUGGUCGUAUUAGGGGUACUGCAUGGUAAGAUGAUAGUAGUAGAGGUACUGUAGGUGAAGGUUAUGAUAACAGAAGUACUGUAGGUUAUAUACCGUACUCAGUAAAUAGCCUUUUGUUGUACUUUACAUUACCUUACCCGACUUUAACUUAUUUUAUCUUGCUGUACUCUGCCUUAUCUUAUCCAUAAAUCAAUUUCUGUUCCCUCACAAUUUUUUUUGAUUUGAUUGUGAGGAUACGGUAAAAACUAUAAAAUUUAUUUUUUCAGAAUCUCAAUCUUCAGCCGAAGGCAGCCUACCUCAAGUCUCAGAUGGCAACCUCCGAAUUCAGAAGAUAACCACAAUGAACCAAGGUCGCUACACCUGUAUCGCCCAAAACAAAGCCGGCCGAACAGAGGUGGACGUCUUCGUGGAGGUCAUCGUACCACCAGUAAUUGAGCUACAGUCUAAGCACAUCAAGAUCGUUCAAGGCAAAGACCUGACUAUCAAAGCCAGGCUACUUCAAGGUACCGAGCCAUUGGAAGUCAAAUGGAUCAAAGGCGAACUGGAGAUGGCUACAAUGUCGGAAUCUAAGGAUGGAGGCCUCUUCUACGUGGUGAAGAUUCAUGAAGUCAAGCCGAGUGAUGAAGGCGUGUAUACUGUAACUUUUGAGAACAAAGGAGGCUUGGUGAAGGAGAAUGUCAAGGUGGAAGUGUUGAGUAGGUUUUGGAAAGAAAGUUAUUGCGGAUUUUAGUAAAAAUGAAGGUUGGAAAGAAAAUUAUUGCGAUUUUAUUGAAAAAGAGGAGGGAGAGCUGGAAAGAAAGUUUUUGCGGAUCUUUUUUUGAAAAAAUUGUUUUGGAAACAAAGUUCUUGCGGUUUUUGGAAAAAUAUGUUUUGUAAAGAAAGUUCUUGCCAUUUUUGCAUUGGAAAGAAAGUUUUUGCCAUUUUUUGUUCUGUAAAGAAAGUUCUUGCCAUUAUUGGUUUGUAAACAAAGUUCUUGCCAUUUUCUGUUUUGUAACGAAAGUUUUUGCCAUUUUUUAUUAUGGAAAGAAAGUCUUUGUUAUUUUUUUUGUAAAGAAAGUUCUUGCCAUUUUUUAAUUAAAUUCUUAAUUUUUUCAGCCCAACCCCAAAUAGCCUCAGGCGACCGAGUCUUCAAAGUCAUCGAACUCUUCGACCUCAAGCUCUCAUGUGAUGCUGAAGGCUCACCAGCACCAACAAUUAAAUGGUACCAAAACGGAAAGCUACUGAACCAGACAGGUCAAGAACUCGAGCUGAAGUCGGUAACAACGUCGAAUGGUGGUCGAUACACUUGUGAAGCCUUGAAUGAUGCCGGAUCGGCUAAAACAGACUUCAUGGUGGAGGUGUUUGUGAAGCCGAAGAUUCUGGAGUACGAGAAAGUCAUCAAAGCCAUUGAUGGGAGUAGGGCCCGAUUGGAAUGCAAGUUCAGUGGGAAUCCGGAACCUACUGUCAAGUAAGUGUUUGGGUAUACGUAUAGUAAUGUUAUUCAGGUUGAGAUUAAAUAAGGCAGGGUAAAGUAGGGGUAAAACAGUGUAUCGUAUGGUGUAGUAGGGUAGGAAGGGGUAAAGUAAGCUGGUUUAAGAUAAACUAGGGUUUACAGUAGGUUAGGGUAAAGACGUGGUUUUAAGCCAUUUUGAGACAUUUUAAAAAUGAAAGUUGAGCGGAAGAUUUUCAGUGUAAAAUACAUUGCAAAUCUUCCACUCAACUUCCACUUUUUUCUUUUUUACAUUUUGGGUUUUGUAAGUCUAAUUUAGGCUUUUCAUGUCGUUUUUCGAAGUUUAAAAAUUAUUUUUUCUUUCAGAUGGAUGAGAUCCGGCCGAUUAAUUGGUAACGCCCCGAACAUUAUCUUAUCACCUCGAGGCGAGACCCUAUUGAUCCCCAAAACCAACAAAGCUGAUGCUGGUGACUAUUCAUGUGUGGUAUCGAACAAGGCAGGUCAAGCCGAAGCCACAUUCGAUGUCAUCAUCCAAACUGCGCCCCACAUCGACGAGAUUAUCGACCAGAAUCCUACAAUAAUCGAGAAGAACCGCGUCGUACUCGAGUGUCCAGUACUAGGCUUUCCUGAACCCAAAAUUACCUGGAGGUACCUGGACAAUGAUAUUAGUCCAUCUGAUGAUAAGGUUUUCAAAAUUGAAGGAGAAAAUUUGCAUAUUCUGAAUGCUACAGUAGCUCAAGCAGGACGGUACACAUGUUAUGCUGAGAAUGAGAUUGGAGAACUGGAGACCAAUUAUGAAGUGGAAGUUAUUGGUAAGGGUUUGGAAAGAAAGGUAUUGCGGUUUUUAGAAAAAUGGGUUUUGUAAAUAAAGUUAUUGCGGUUUUUUAUAAACUGGGAUUUGGAAAGAAAGUUCUUGCGUUUUUAUAAAAAUAAGUUUUGUAAAGAAAGUUAUUGAGCUUUUGUUAGACAUAAGUCUAUGUGACGUAUUUUACAUAAAUUUUUCAUUUUCAGCCGCCCCUCGUUUCGGAACGAACGGAAACAAAAGCUACACCGUGCUCGAAGGCAACGCAAUUGACAUUUCUUGUCCGGUUGAAGCCAACCCCACACCAACCAUCGAAUGGCUGCGAAAUGGGAACAAAAUCGAUUUCACGUUAACGAAAUUCCACGCUUCGCCAAAUGCUAAGGUAAUUUUUGGUAAAUAUUGGUUUUGGAAAGAAAGUUUUUGCGGUUUUUGGAAAAAUGAGUUUUGUAAAUAAAGUUAUUGCGGUUUUUCAAAAAAUGAGUUUUGUAAAGAAAUUUCUUGCGGUUUUUAAAUUUAAAAAAUGUGUAAAGAAAGUUAUUGCGUUUUUUUGGAAAAAAUGAGUUGUAUGAUGAAAGUUUUAGCGAUUUUUUGGUAUUAUUGUACAAAAUGUCACCUGCAGCAUGCAGGAUUUUAAUUUCGGUUUAAAAAUAAGCUGAUAAGUAUUGUAAAGAAAGUUCCUGCAUUUUUUUAUAAAAAGGAAUUUUGUUAAGAAAGUUCUUGCAGUUUUUCAAAAAAAAGUAAAGAAAUAUUUGAGGUUUUUGGCAUCAUCGUAUAACGUGUCACCUGCAGCCUGCAGAAAUUAAUUUUGGUAAAAAAUAGCAGAAUAUUUGUCUUGUAAAGAAAGUUUUUGCCCUAAAAGAAAUGCGUUUACGGCCGACGUAUUUACCUCAAAUUUGUAUACUUUUCAGAAGCUAAAACUACUGAAUGCCACCCUCACGGACGGUGGAAAGUACGUCUGUCGUGCGACGAACGUGGCCGGCUCCAAUGACAUUGAAAUGUCACUUCGAGUCAUUAUACCACCAAAAAUAGACGAAUCUAAUGUUAUACGGAACCCUCUGGCAGUGUUGGGACGCUCAAUUUAUCUGGAAUGCCCGGCCACAGCCGUCCCUCAGCCCAGUAUAAUAUGGCUGAAGGACGGUCGAUUUAUCGACUACUCGGAAACGAUCAGUGAUGAGAAGACCAAGAAGUACUCGCUACAACAGAACAAUCAAACGUUCGGCAUCCGAGAGGUGGAGCAUGAUGACCAAGGCAGCUAUACCUGUUUGGUCGAGAAUCAAGGCGGAACGGCCAGUGAGGACUUUGAUGUGGAUGUGCUGAGUAAGUUUUUUAAAAAUUUUACAGUGUAGAUGAUGGUUGUUUUACGGUGUAGAUAGUUGGUAGGGGAGGCCGUAAGAUGGGAAAUCGCUAUUUAUAAUGUAGGGUAUGGUAGUUACUGUAGGGUACGGUAUGUGCUGUAGAGUACGACAUAAACUGAAGAGUACAGUAGUUAAUGAUGAAUCUGGUAGAUAUUGUACAGUACGGUAGGUAGCGUAGGGAAAGGUAGCUACUGUAGAGUACGGUAAUUAAUGUAGGUUACGGUAGGUAUUGUGGAGUAUGGUAGGUACGAUGGGUAGUGUAGAAUACGGUAUACUAUGCAGGGUAGGAUAGGUUAUAUAGAGUACGGUAGUUUUCGAAGAGUAUGGUAAGUACUUAAUAUUACGGUAGGUACUGUGAAAUAUUACAGUAUAGAGAGGGAGGUACAAUUGAGUAACGUAGAGUACGGGAGGUGAUUUAAAGUACAAUAGGAUAUUAUAAAGUACCCUACCCUACUCUAUUCUACCUUACUCUACGUUAGUUUAUCCUACUCUAUCCUACCCUACUCUACCCCAAUCUACACUACCUUACAAUACCCUACUUGGCUUUUAUAAACUAAAACACACAUUUUCAGUCCCACCAGUGAUGGACAAAGAAGUAGCAACCACACCUCAAAUGAUAAUAAAGCGAGAAAACGAAUCAGUUGUGUUGACAUGCCCAGUCAGAAUUGGAAUUGGAAAGAACGAUGUCAAUGACAUUGUUAUCAGUUGGACUCAAGAUGGUCGAGAUAUUGACGUAGAUUCUAGUAAUUUUGAGGUAUGCCAUUUUUCAAAAUUUUUAAAUUUUAAAUUGGUUUUGGAAAUUUUAAUCAGAAUUUAAGCCGUACUUGAAAAAUCGAUAAAUAUUGUGGCAUUUCGUCACAUUGUGUCAUUUUUUGAAGUUUCUUGCUUUUCAAGUUCAAUUUGUACAUUUUAAAAUGUUGUUUACAAUUUUAGAACACUUUUUUUAUAGUUUAGAAUAACAUUAAGAAAAUUUGGCGAAAUGUCACAAAAGUUAUUGGAAAACGUAAAAAUGUAGCGAAAUGUAACAAAUUUUAUUGGGAAACAGAAAAUAUAAAAAAAUUUUUAAUUGGCAUAACAAAAGCUUUUUAUUUUACGAAGAAUAUUGAAAUUUAACGAAGUGUCACAAAAUUUAUUGGAAAAUGAAAAGUGCGGCGAAAUGUCACAAAAUAUAUUAGCAAAUUAAGAGUCCAAAAAAUGACAUGGUUCAGCCAAAUUUUAGAGAAUUUCAAAAAAUUCUAAUUUUUUAACUCCCCUGAGAUUAAAAUUUUCGAAUUUUAGGUAUCAUCCAACGGUAAACGUCUAAAAAUCAAGUCCAUUAAGGUAGCGGACAGUGGUCAUUACAAAUGUGUAGCCUCGAACAGAGCCGGCCAAUCCCAUGCCAAGUUCCACCUGGACGUUCUAUGUACGCAUUUGAAAACGGAAUACUGUAGACAACUAGAGUUUAACCAUAUUAACAAGCAAAGACGGUCGUUCGAACGUCGACGUCAUGAACAGAGAAAACAUUUCGGUUUCCAUACUAACCCUUUUCCUAACCAUCUAACACAUGUGAUGAGUGAUAGUGAAGAUACGAUGGGUUAUGGAGGCAGGACGGGUUAUGAUGAAGGUAGGAUGGAUCGUGAUGAAGGUAGGAUGGGUCAACAGGAUGAUACAAUGAGUAACGAUGAAGGAACAACAAGUUAUGUAAGUCAAAACGGCUUCACAAGCCAUCAAAACGACUUUAAACUCGACCUUGGCCUAAAAUCUACCAAAAAUACUCCAAAAUCCUACAAAAACAAGCCGAAACACCGUCAUGAUGACGUCACAACUCGUCAUGAUGGUGCAACAAAUAUUCACAAUGAUCUUCUCAACACUUUCUACAAAAAUCCUUCUGAUCCAAUAACAUUCGACAAAGAUAUGGCAAUUCUUUCACGACCAACCCACCUACCUCAAUAUACCCAAAACAACCUGAAAAACCCACGCCCUUUCUAUAAUGACAAACUUUAUCAACAUAACAUAAGAAGAAAAGACUCGUUAUCAAAAGUGCAUCAUUUUGAGUUUAAUCGACUGGUCGAACGACAAACGGUUCAUCCGUUAGCGUUAGAGAACCCUACCUUACCAUUACACAAAGCCUAUAACAACUAUCAGUCUAACGAUCUUAACCACCUCUCCCAUUUCACACAUCUAAAACAUUUGAAACCCAAAUUUAAAGUUGACGCUAGGUUUACUACGUAUGAUACUAGGAGAAGUCCGGUAAAGAGUUUUGAGGUUGGGGACAGGGGUAGUGGGAGUAUAGAUCUUAAGGAUGAUUUGCAGGAGGUGACUGGGUUUGAGGGCAAUUUUCAGGAGGUACAGAAUGGUAAUGUAGGUGAUGUUGGUAACGAUAGAAAGCCAAAAGACCGUAGAAUAACGUACAGUAAUGGAUUUGAAGAUAGGGAUACAUUUUCAUACACUUCUGAUCAAAAAAGUAAUGGCAGCCCGCCAGGUUUUAAUCAAAAAUCCGAAAAUUUUGCUGAAUUCAAAGCCAAAGAAGGCCAAAUUUCAAGAGAUUGGUUAGAUAACAAACAUAAAACCGUACUCAAUUACUUUCAGAAUAAGGUUAAGAAGCUGAAAAAUAUAAAACAAGAUCGAAAUUUAGACACUAACAGUAAAGAAACAGAAAAAUUCAAGCCAAACUUUGAUAGAAAUUCCGAAAAAAGCACUUUCGACAAGUAUAAUGCUAUUUUAAAUAGUGACAACGCUGAUGAAUUUCAAAUUUAUGAAAAAGAUUUAAAGCCGGAAAUUGUGUCGAUAAAAGACAAGCCUAGAAAAGAUCAGCUUUUUAGAGAAACGCAAUUAGGGGAGCUAAAUUUAAGUAACAUUGGUAAUGGAAAAUACCAUUUACUGAAUAAAAUUCAGGCCAAAAUUGAUGGUAGCAACUAUAAUAUGAAUUGAAAGGAAAAAUGUUUAUUUUUAUGCCCGAGGGUGAAAGAUAAAAAAAUUUUGAUCUAAGGUAUUAUCUGUACAGUAUACACUCAUUUUUUAAAUUUUUAUUUUUUCUAACCCCCCCCUUAGAGACGUACCUGAGUUUACUGAAGUUAUUAUCAGUACCAGAUCAUAAGAGCUAUUUUUGUAAUUUUAGUGUUUUUUUCAAACUCAUCAUACUCAUAUCAAUUUCAGAAAUCACACCAUAUCAACCUCAUUACACUGUGAUGUCUUGUGAAUGUCUUUCAGUUUUUUUAAUUAAUUUAAUUUAUCUAAAACUAAUGUUAUUGAUUGUUUGCUUGUUUACCGGGUGCCUUUUAUGCUAAUAUAAUUUCUGUGUUUACUGUCCGUUUGUUGUAUACUUUGUUGUUUCUAUUCUUUCAGGUUCUUUUUCAGUUUUUAAAAAUGUUUUUUUUGCUGUUUAAACUAAACUUAAAUAAACUAAACUAACAAGUUAAUUGUACCUAAUAUAUAAGUGAAAUUUGUCGCACUUUUGGCAUUUUCAUUAACUUAACCUAAAAACAAAACAAUUUUAAAAUUGUAAAAUACGUCUGCAAAAUGAGCCAUUUUUAGCUAUACACAUAACUCAAGUACAAAGUACUUGCCAUAUAAAGAACUAGUAUAGACCAAUACAUUUACAAAACUACCCAUCACACAUACAAAACAAAAUAUUUUUAGCUCAACCAGUGAUAGUUGAAGAAAAAAUUAACAUAGUACCUACAGUCCCAAUUGGCAAAAGCACUAUCUUGUGGUGUCCUGCUUCAGGCCACCCUCCACCCACUGUUACCUGGUUUAAAGGCAACGGAGAAAAGGUGGUGGAAGUUCCAGGAAAAAUACGCCUUUUGGACCGUGGCCAAGGGUUGGAGCUAAUCCAGGCCGGCCUUGAAGACAUUGGGUCAUGGACGUGUCAUGCCGAAAACGAUGCGGGUAUUACUGAGAAGGUCAUUACACUCAAUGUUUACGGUAAGAUAGCGAUUUAUUUUACAUGAAAUAUCAUGGUGAACAUUGAGGAAAAACAACAAAUUCAACUGUUUUGACUUUAAAAAUAUUAAUUUUUCUGCUCCGAAAGUUAAUGAAUUUUGGAGAAAAGGGCUUAUGUUAUAGUAGAGUUGUUAGGACGUACAUAAAGUUUUGUCAACUUCUGGGCCAUGCUUCUUCAAUCCAAAUAUUUUCUUUUUAGGUAACAAUCAUAGCUUUUCCGAGUAAUUUAUUUCGCAUCUUUAAGAUAAGAACGUAUCAUGGAGGUACUUUCAAAGAUUUGUUUCAACAAUCCAUUUAUAGACCUAAAACAAUAUUAUAUUACACUAGAUUCCUUUUGUAAACCGAAUUACACUAAAAACGAAUCGAAAGUUAAACUCGAAAUACACGGAAAAAAAUCGAAAAACUUAAAUAAAUAUACCUAACGAUAUGUUAAAAUACCCUUAAAACCACAAAUAAAUGUAAAAACUUUCAGUUGAGCCAAAAGUUGAAGUCCGAGCUCAAGAUGAGGCCGUAAAACCGGUUGGAUCAGCUGUAACCUUAUUCUGUAAUGCUACUGGAAACCCAAAACCGGCUUUGUCAUGGCAAAUUGCCGGCAACUUGCUCAUACCGUCAGCCAACACUGCUCAAGUGUCUUUGUCCGUGAGGUUUUUACAAAUUGUUUUCCAGAAAGAAAUCAAAAAUAAUAAGAGAGACACUUGACACAAAAGCCUGUUCUGGGUCAAGUUUUUCUUUAUUUAUCGUUUUUUUGGGUUUUGAUAAUGUUAUUGAUAAAGUAAAGGGUUUUAGAGUAAAACGAAUGAAGUAAAGAUUUAAAUAGGGUUCAUAAAUUGUGAAAGAAAUUAUCUUGUACUAAAUUUUGGCAUUUUAAGGGCACUCGGCUGGAUAUUGUGAACCUGCAGGCCGAUAACGCUGGAAGAUACGAAUGUGUAGCAAGAAAUGAGAUUGGAUCAGCUCUAUCUGCCAUCAAUGUUGACAUUCUGGGUUUGUACUUUAUUUUUUUGCAGAUUGAUUUUUAAAACUGAAGAAAAAGCUGGCAUGUCGUAUUUUACAAAAGAAAGCAUAAAAAACGGCCAAAAAUGGCUCAGAAUCCCAGGGUUUAGGUAACAAAAACUUUUUUUAAUUACAAAAACGUAUUUUUAGUGACGCCAGAGAUAAACCGAGAGAAUCUGGAUGUGAAUCGUCGAUUAGUAACCGGUCGAUCAGUAACCUUGUAUUGUGAAGCCACUGGCAAGCCCACGCCCAAAAUUCAAUGGUUCUUGAAUGGAACAUUGAUCACAGAACAAACCACGACAAAUAUUGUGUUUGGCACUGAUAACAAGUUCAUUCAGGUAAGGUUGUUUUAAACUUCUAUUUCAAAGAAAAUUUGGUAAAGUAGGACAGGCAUAUUGAUGUUAACAUAGGUAUACCAAGGUUAAUAUUUUGGUAAUAUAGGUAAACUACGACUUCUAUAUCUACUCCAUUUUUUUCUUGUAGAUACUAAUUUUUUCGAUUUAUUUAAUGAAAUCAAAUUCCAGAUUUCAAACGCCACGUUAACAGACAAAGGUGUCUAUGAAUGUGAAGCCGAGAAUGGAGCAGGCAAAGACAAAUUACAGUAUGUGGUUACUGUAGAUUGUAAGUUUACAAUGUCUUUUUUUACAUAUGAAACUUAAUUUCUUUUACUAUUUUACAUUACCUUUGAUACUUUAAACUUUUAAGGCGAAAAGCCACAAAAAUUAUAGAUUUUGACGGAAUGUCACAAAUUUUAUUGAUUUUUGGUAAAAUACGUUGUUACAAUGUGCGAUUGCUUUUACUUGUUUUUAGAAGUUUUUGUUAUUACUUUUUAAAACUUUUUUCAUUGUAACAAAAUGUAAAAGAAAAUAUUGAUUUUGACGAAAUGCCAGAGAAUUUAUUGAUUUUCAAAAAGCGGAAAUUUAUGUUUAUUUGCUUAUUUUUACUGUAGUUAGUGUUGUAUUUGUACAUUUUGUACACUUACAUGAAGAAAUGUCACAAAAAUUAUUGAUUUUGACGGUGUCACAAAUUUAUUGAUUUUUUUUAAAUAUUCAAAACGGUAAUUUUAGGUAUAUUUUUAUGUUUACAAUUGAAAAAAUCUUAAUUUAGUAACCCCAUCAAUACUAAACAGUGGCACAAACAAGGUGGUCGAAGGUAAUGUAGCCGUAAUGGAAUGUAAAGCAACGGGAGAGCCAAAACCAAAGAUAACCUGGCAAAGGAAUGGCAUUCGAGUCGAAACUGGCGCCAGAUAUAUGGUUGAAGAGCAGGUUUUGAAGAUUAUCGACACUCACAACUCGGACAGCGGAAUCUACGUUUGUGUAGCCACAAAUGAAGCCGGCACUGAUCAACAGGCUUUCACUUUGGAGGUUUUGGGUAGGAUUUUUGGCAAGAACUUUCUUUACAAAACGAAAAAUGGCAAGAACUUUCUUUACAACACAUAAAAUUGCAAAAACUUUCUUUACAACACAAAAAUGGCAAAAACGUUGUUUACAAAGUAAAAAUGGCAAGAACUUUCUUUACAAAACAGAAAAUGGCAAGAACUUUCUUUACAAAACAAAAAUGGCAAGAACUUUCUUUACGGAGUAUAAAAUGGCAAGAACUUUCUUUACAAGCCAUAAAAUGGCAAGGACUUUCUUUACAAAACACAAAGUGACAAAAACUUUCUUUACAAGACAAAAAUGGCAAAAACAUUCUUACAACCUCUAAACUUAAAUUUCAUGUUACAGUAUCCCCAGAAAUCAUCAAAAAGUCACCAAACGAGACGGUAGUAGCCGUAGGCGGCGAGAUCUCUUUGAUCUGUGAAUCAUCCGCCUACCCAUUGGCCAACACUUCAUGGUACUACAUGGACGAGCCAAUCGAAGAAGCCGGCAUCAACUACACCGUCAAAGGAAAUGGCAAUCUGAUAGUAAAAGGUCUACAAGAGAAAGGCGACCUGGACUUUAAGUGUGUCGUCUGGAAUGAAGCCGGUGAAGCCAGCUCUUUGUAUGUUGUGAAAGCCAUUAGUGCACCAACUACGAUAGGACCAAACCAGCUGAGACAGAUCAAUAGUAGCCAAGGAGAACCGACCAUUUUGACGUGUGAAAUUGAGAUCGAGUACGAGAAAAGCGAGGUUUUGUGGAAGAAGAAUGGAGAAGUUUUGAAACUUGGCGGGGUAGGUGUUUGGCCGAAAUGUCAAAAGUUUAAUUCUAUUAUUACGAAAUGUCACAAAAAUUAUUGAUUUUUGGAACUCACGUUUUUUGAGUUUAGUAACAUUUUUAGAACAUAGGAAAAUGUUUUUUAUGUUGCUUUUAAUGUUUUGGCGAAUUUGACGAAACGUCACAAAAAUUAUUGAUUUUUGGAACUCACGUUUUUUCAGUUUAGUAACAUUUUCAGGGCAUAGGGAAACGUUUUCACGUUGCUUCUAAUGUUUUGGCUACUUUGACGAAAUGUCACAAAAAUUAUUGAUUUUGUAAUUUUGCUUUUUUUGGCGUUUAUGACAUCCUGGAAUUAUGCAAAUAUCAUAUUAUGAAUUCAGUUUUUUUUUGUUUUUUCACAGAAUGUCACAAGACGUAUUGAUUUUUAUUACUUUUUGACGAAAUUUCACAAAAAUUAUUGAUUUUUUUUAAAUCAAGAAUUUGGUCUUUUUUGGAGGGUUAAUGACAUAACUGUAUUUAAAAAGUGCUAAAUUUUUGGAUUUACAGGAAAUAACCGCAUCAGUAAACAACAAAAAAGGUCAGCUUCAAUUCUCAGACACCGAACUGAAGGACGAAGGUAAAUACGAAUGUACCGUCGCCAAUACGGUCGGAAACGCUACGCAAAAGACACAUCUUUAUGUGGGAGGUAGGGGUAUAUGAUGUCUACUGUGGUUAUGUUGACCCAAAAAACGAUACUUUUGAUACGAUACUUUUGGUUCAAGCAAAUAUUAGAUGUCGACAUAAAGAACUCGCCAUAGUUUGCCUGUAAUUUCAUGUAAAAAAUGGCGGGUUCUUUAUGUCGGCACCUAAAAUAACAGGAAAAAUUUGAUUUUUUAAAAUUUUUUAGUUUUUUGGGUUGAAUUUAAAAUUUUUUUGGUAAAAUACGGAUACCGCCCAAUUGUUAUCUAAAAUAUUCAAAAAGUAAUUUUUAAUUCUUUUCAGUACCGCCAAAGAUCAAUGAGAAGCCGAUGAAAGUGAUAGUGAAGAAGGGCGAGAGGGCCAAGAUCUGGUGUGAAACGGUUGGAAUUCCGCCUCCAGAGAUUAAAUGGCACAAAGACAAUGUGACAAUCACAAAAGAGCAUUUGGCAACGGAUGAGGAUGACAUUUUGAGGCUGGCCAUCAUCUAUGACAAUGUUCAGCCGAGCGAUGCUGGCAUUUACAGUUGUAACGCCAAGAAUUGGGCUGGUCACGCUGAAAAGGACGUUGAUUUGGUGGUUUUGAGUUAGUUUUGAAUUUUUUUUAAAAAUUAAAAAUUUGAAAAAAAUUUUAAAUCAAAAAAAAGAAAUUUAAAAUUUUUAAAAUUUCGAAAAAUUUUUUUUUUGAAAAUUUUUAAAUUUUAAAAAUACCAUUUUAGCGCCCCCAAUAAUCCUGCCACAUCAAUUUGACGUCAAUGCCUCUCUUGGAGAUACGAUCAUUUUACCAUGUAACGCCAGUGGAAACCCAGAACCGGUGAUUUCCUGGAUGAAGGUACCCAACAUGACACUGAUUGGCAAGGAGGACAGUAAGCUUAUUUUUACUUUAUUCUAAGUCACUUACUGUGUCUUAGGGCUUAGCGUACUUUAGACUUUACUGUAGCUUAGGUUCUUUAUUGUACUAUAAGCGUGGUAUCUUACUGUAUUGCAACCUACUGUAUCCUAGAUCUUACUGUACUGUAACCUACUGUAUCUUAUGUUACGUAUUGUAUCAUAGGCUUUUUGUGGGUUUCAAGGCUCUCUAAUGUACCUUAGGCUCCCUACCGUAUCCAGGGCUCUGUACCGUACCCUAGGCUCCCUACCGUACCCUAGGCUUUCUACCGUACCCUAGGCUUUCUACCGUACCCUAGGCUUCCUACCGUAUCCUAGGCUUCUUACCGUAUCCUAGGCUUCUUACCGUAUCUGAGGCCCUACUGUACUUUUGCUCUACUGUACCCUAGGCCCUACUGUACUCCAGGUUCUAAUGUACCCUAGACCCUACGGUACCCUAGGCUUUAAUGUUCCAUAGACCCUACUGUAUUUUAUACUCUACUUUAAUGUAAGCCCUACUGCAAUGUAGACCCUACUGUAAUGUAGGGCCUACUGUACCCUAGGCCCUGCUGUACUCUAGGCCGUACUGUACCCUAGGUCUUGCUGUACAAUAGGCCCUACUGUAUGUAUCCUAAAAUCUUACUUUAAUGUAGACUCUACUGUUCUCUAGGCCUUACUUUACAUUAGGUCCUACCAUACUCCAGGCUUUACUUAACUCUACAGUAACCUCAAGUAUUGUUAUUUUACACUUUUUAGAGUACAAAAACCUGGGUACCUCGCUAGCCAUUCAAGGUGUGACAAUCGAUGACGAUGACUUUUACCAAUGUAUCGCUCGUUCCGACGCCGGCACAGCGACAGGAAUACGUCGGGUCACGGUAAACAACAUUCAUCUCAAGGGACCACCUCGAGUUUGGGUCGAGUGUGACAAGGAUGGUCACCCCACCGCCAAUGCCUACGUACCACCCAGAGGCGACGUGCCAACCGACAUUGACCCUCAGGACAUUGAGUAUCUACCAUGGGAGGAGCGACAUCUAUAUGACAAUAAGAAUGGCAGUAACGUCAUCUACUUCAAGUGUUUCCCCACCUCACGUGACCCACGCCACCUCAGCACGGUACCAGUCGCACCACAGUUUUUGGAAGUACCACCAAAGAUGGUACAGAUCGAGAAGGGUACCAGUUUGAAGCUGAAGUGUAGUGCUGCUGGUAUACCAUCACCGAUUGUCAUUUGGAGUGUGAAUGGGAAGGUAAUGGACACCACCAUGGAGAUGUUACACUUGGAGGGGGAUGAGGUUGAAGAAGGACGAUAUGUUUGUACGGCCAGGAAUGAAGUUGGCGAGGAGCAGGUAGGGUGAUUUUUUAAUGAUUUUUUUUCUUAGGGGGGGGGUUGGGGGUGGGGGUGAUUUUAAAAGAUUUUUUCUUGUUAGGGGAGAGGGUAGGGGUAGGUUUAAGUAUUUGUGGUAAGGUCGUGGGGUAGGGUAGAAAUGGUUAGUCGAGAAUGACUUGCUAAGCGGCGGGUAAGGGAGAUUUUAAAGGUACUUUUGCUAAGGGAUAGGGCAGGGGUAGUUUUAGAAUGAUUUUUUUUGUUAGUGUGGGUGUGGGGGUUAGGGUGGGGUGCUUUUCAAAAAUUUUGUAUUGUAAGGAUCAGGAUAGGGGUGUUUUUUAAUGAGUUAUGGGGUAAGGGUAAUUGGGAUUUUUGGUAAGGAAUUGGGUAGGGGUGAUUUAAAAAAAUUUUUCUGUAAGAAGGAGGGGCUAGGGUAGGGGUGGUUGGAUGAUAGUUUUAGGUGAGACUGAGGGGUAGGGUAGGUUAGGGUAGGGAAGAAUAGAGUAGGAUAAUGUAGGGUAGCGUAGAGUACAGUAGGGUAGGGUAGGGUAUGGUAAUGCAGGGUAGGGUACGGUAGGGUAGAGUAGGGUACUACCAAAUCUAAUUGCCAGUUGAAAUUUUAAAAAAUUUUAAAAAGUAUUUUAAAAACCUCACUUCUAGGCCAUAACCAAAGUAGAAUUUAAAAAACAACAAUCUCAAAUCCGUCGAGCACCAAAAAAAGAACCACUAGUACCAGUAACAAUACUAGACUGCAAAACCCCCUCCCCCGACGCGGUCUGGUACUUUGACGGCGAACGAAUAGAACCACUCGUACCAAACGACCAAAUGCAUGUGAUGCCAAAUGGCAGCCUGGUCCUGAACUAUUUCGUCGAAAAAUCCGAAAUUCAAAAGUUUUUGUGCGAAGUUACAGUAAGCGGCAAGGACAAAAAGUAUCGACCGAAGAAACCGACCAACCUGGAACUGCCCGAAGUCGCACCAGUCGUCAAAAUACCACAGAAUGACAGAAUAAUCGGAGAAAAAGGCAGUAAUGUUGUUCUGGAUUGUGAACUGAUCAAAGGCACCUUGUUAUUGACCCGGAUCAGAUGGACCAAAGAUAAUGUCAACUUGGAAAUCGAUGGAAACAAGUUUGUUUUUGCGGUAAGUUUGUCUUUUUUAUAUUUUUAAUGAUAGUAUAUGUUUUAUUACGCUUAUAGGAACCUAAAAAAUUGGGUUUGAGGGGUGGUUUUGAACGUUUUUGAGAUUUUGACGAAAUGUCACAAAAAUUAUUGGUUUUUAUUUUUUGUGUUUUUUUAGUUCUAAUGACAGUAUAAGGUCUAAAAAUGGGUCUGGAGUCCAUUUUUUACUUUUUUGAAUUUUUGACGAAAUGUCACAAAAAAUAUUGAUUUUUUUAAAAUGGGUUUUUUAUGUUUAGGAUGAUAAGGAAACGUGUAUAAAAGCACUUUUGCAGGUUUAUAGGUCAAUUUGUUAAAAUUUAAAAAUUGUGAAGAAAUGUCACAAAUAUUAUUGGUUUUUAAAGCGAUGAUUUAUAGUUGUUAAAAUACGUCUUGCGUGGUUUUUGGGAAAGUUUACAGUUACAGUUUAUUUACUAGCUCAAAAAUAAUUUUUACUUUUUAUCUGUGUUGUUUCAGAGCAACAACUCAUUGAUAAUCAACGACCUGACUGAGGCUGACCGAGGAUCAUAUAAAUGUAGGGCUUGGAAUCGAAGAGGAAAGUCGUACGAUGAAGCUGGAGUUAUUAUUGGCAGUACGUUUUUUUCAUACACUACCCCUACCCCUACCCCUACUCCUACCCCUACCCCUACCCCUACCCCUACCCCUACCCCUACCCCUACCCCUACCCCUACCCCUACCCCUACCCCUACCCCUACCCCUACCCCUACCCCUACCCCUACCCCUACCCCUACCCCUACCCCUACCCCUACCCCUACCCCUAUCCCUACCCCUACCCCUACCCUUACCCCUACUCCUACUCCUAUUCCUUACUGUUACUUAUCGUAUGAUUUACUAUAUACUACUUGCUUUUCAGACCUCCCAGGUAUAAUAGAAGCCAGAAUUCACGGUAAAAUCAACGGUCGCAGAAUCGAACCAACCAACAUUGUCUUCGCUCGCCCAGAAGCUAACGUCAACUCCAACGACCUACUAGUACAUCUAGACAACCUUCCAGACCCAUUAGGACCAAACAGUACCAAAGUUAAAAAUCAACUAGUCGGCUUAAUGGCUACACCCUCGCUACAACUCGGCUACGAUGCAGACAAAAUGCCUUCUGAUUUGGACCCACUAAUGGUACCAUUCGAGAAGAGUACCAACUACAAAUUCAAAUCAGGCCAAGAAAUGAUUGUAAAACAGAAAAGUAUGGGUAGUAACAAUGGUACCAUGAAAAUGGACGUGGAGUUCAAUGGAGAUCUACCUGAUUUUGAUGACGAAAAUGCGAAAGUUCAGCCAAUGGAAGAGAAGUUGGUCGCUGAUCAACCUGACAAAUUGAAAGGACAUGGAAGCUCGAGUGUUAAGUUUGGUCCUAAUGGGGAGGUACUAUUUACGUAAGUUUUAAGAUUAAAAUCAUUUAAAAACGCAUUUAAAUUAGACUAAAAAGGCCGUUUUUUAAUGAAAAAACACUAUUUCUGGCGAAAAAUUGCUAAAAAUAAUGCAUAAUUCUGUCAAAUGGUCUUAAAAAAUGCUAAAAAGGUUGUAAAAAGUACAAAAAGGACGCUCAGAAGCUUAAAAAUUAAAAAUUCGAUUAUUUGAAAUCCUGAAAACCCUAAAAAGUUGACUCGACCACGGCAGGAUUCGAACCUACAAUCUUCGGUUCCGUAGACCGACGCGUUAUCCAUUGCGCCACGCGGCCACGUUUCGGCUUUCUCUUGUUUUCUUUCUGUUUCUUUUUGAAACUGGAAGGAAAGGGGAAUAGAGGGGAAAAAUUGAUAAAAAUGAGAAAAAGGGGGGGGGCUAUUAAUUAAAAAAAAAUUAUUUAGGAAUAAAAUAGCUUUUUAUUGUCACAACAAGGACUUUCAUAAAGUAGAAAGUGCAUAUCUUUUAAAAUUAUUUUGUUUAAAAAUCGCAAGAACUUUCUUUACAAAACUCAUUUUGUGAAAACCGCAAAAACUUUCUUUACAAAACACAUUUUUCAAAAAACCGCAAAAACUUUCUUUACAAAACACAUUUUUCAAAAAACCGCAAAAACUUUCUUUACAAAACUCUCAUUUCUUAGAAAAAUGCAAUGACUUUCUUUACAAAACCUAUGUUUCAAAAAAAACGCAAGAGCUUUCUUUACAAAACGUAUUUCUUAAAAAACCGCAAUAACUUUCUUUAUAAAAUAUUUUUUAGAUUCACCGAUGAAAUAGACUUAAAGCUCAACCCAGAUGAAGAAGUUCUUCGACCAGACAUGACAAUGCUCUUGACAACAUCAGUUGAUGACAAAGCCAAUAAGAAUCCUUUGGAACUUGGCCUCAAGGUGAACACGAAUCGAUUUGGCGAUUGUCCAGAUGGCUAUGUUCGUAUCAAAGACUACUGUAAGGACAUUGACGAAUGUGCCUUGGAUAAGAACGUCUGCUCCGGUCGGUCGGAAUGUCACAAUACAUAUGGCAGCUUCGAAUGUCACCUCGAAUGUCAGGCCGGCUUCAUGGCUAAUGAGUAUGGUGAAUGUGAAGAUGUCAAUGAAUGUAAAUUGGGAAUGUUUGAUUGUGAAUUGGGUACGGAGUGCAGAAACUCGAAUGGAAGCUACGAUUGUGUUGAAGCAUGCCCUGAAGGGUAUUAUAUGGAGGACAGUGGAGAUUGUGUUGGUGAGUUUUGUAGUGGUUUUAUGGAGGAGAGGAGGAGGCUUGAGAGUUUGAAAAGGUAGGGUAGCAGAAAAAAAUUUAUUGGGCAUAUGUUUUUAAUAGGGCAGGGUAAUCUAAUGGUCGAUUUUUGUUUUUUUUUGUCAAUUAGACAACUGUAGUGAUAGUAGGAUAGGUUACCAUACCGGAAGGCAAAAUAGACCGUACGGCAAUGAAGUGUAAAGUAAGGUAAGGUAAGAUAAGGUAAGGUAAUGUAAGGUAGAGUAGGGUACGGUAGUGUAGGGUACGGUAGGGUUGGGUAUGGUAGGAUAGCGUAAGGUGUUUAAUUUUAAUAAACUAAGUAAUAAUGUAACUUUUAAGACUUAUUUAGAAACCAAUACUUUCAGACCAAGACGAAUGCCUCGCCUCACCAUGCCCAUCACAAAUGGAGUGCAUCAACCUAGGCGGCAGUUAUCAAUGUAUAUGCCCGCUAGGACUAGCUCAAGUCGUAAAUGGUACCAAAUGUGAAGGUCUAAUAGGUGAACCACUACAAGCAAUGACAUUUGAAACCAGUCCAGACACUUUUGAGUGUCCUGAAGGUUUGGAAUGGACUGGCACAGCUUGUGCUGACAUUGACGAAUGUGCUUUUGACGCACCGUGCCAACACAAAUGCGCUAAUCGUGCCGGAGGAUAUGAGUGCUCUUGUCCUGAAGGAUAUGUGCUGGACGAGUUUGGGCAGUGCUUGGGUAAGGAUUAGGGAGGGGGUGGGGUAGUUUUAUUUUGGGGUGUGGUGUUUUUUUGUUUUAGGGGGUGUUUUUUUUAAAUGAAAAAAAAGUAAUUUUUUAGCCUAAAAACUUGAUUUUUAGGUAUUAAAACAUGUUCUACGGACUUUUUGAUCGCCUAAAAAUAGAUUUUGUUAUUUUUUGUUUAAAAUUCUUGACUUUCAGACGUAAAUGAAUGUGAACUGGAAGGAGUGUGUGGAGCCGGAGAGCUUUGUUUCAAUCAGCUUGGCGACUACUCUUGUAUCGUCAACGCAUGCCCACCCGAUUAUCGACUGAGGAUCGAAAGUCAUGACAUGUAAGUGGUUUUAAACACAUCUUUGCUGAGUAGAAUAAGUAGGGCAGGGUCAGGUGGAACAUAUUUUUAUAUAUGUAGUGAGAGACUUCUUAUUAGAGAGAAUCUUUAUUGCUGGUAGGGCAAUGAAAGGCAUGGUAAUGUAGAACACCGGGCUUACGUUGAAAAGCCCGGGUAAAAAGCUGAAAUAUGCUCUUUGAUUUAAAUUUUUUAAAUUUACUUAUUAGUCGCAAAAACGAUGUAUAUGGAUGGGGGUGUAAAAUUUAAAAAAUGCGCUUAAAUUAUGAUUUACAACAAUGCAACAAUAAGACAUUCUGAUCUGUAAUACAACAGUGAAAUUAACAAAAAAAAAGCUUUAACAAAGCGACAGAUAAAAGAAAUACGUGCAAUAUUACUAAAAAGUUAGAGACCACAAUUUUACUAUUCGAAACUCACUAGCACUGGUUCAGUAUUCAAUCCUGACUGUUUAAACACAAUAUAAGAACAAAACACGCAAGUCGCUCUUAUUUUAAGAAAAUUGUCAUUAUAUAGUAGUACUUGAACAAUAAUACAAUAAAUCUAAAAAUCUCCUUUUCAGAGCAACUUGCCUCCCCCUAUGCAAGAACUGCACCACUCCCAUAAUCCACAUUUACCUAUUCCCUCUACCUCAAGGCCUUCCGAAAGGCACACCACUGGCUCGUUUAGCCGCUCACGAUACGAAAGGCAAAAUCCUCAAAAACACAACCUUCCACGAGAUUCGUGACAUCAACCAACCAGUACCUGAACGUCAAGCCGUUGAUGUGAAGGUAAAAGAUGGUCGAGCAACAUUAUUGUUGAACGAUCGUCUCGCUGGAGGCAGUAAACAACGAUUGAACUUGAGGUCGUCGAGUAUAUCGACCGAUGGAUCUUAUAAAUAUGCCAGCAAUUUCUAUAUAUUUACCGCCAUCUCGAAAUAUCCAUUUUAG